CUGAAAGAUCAGAAUGUCCGAUUGUCUCAUGUUGAGACUAUUUCUCACUUUGGAUAAUUAGCAACAGUGGCAGUGUUCAUUAGAGCACACAGAUUUGUGUUGCAUAGAGAGAGAGAGAGAGAGAGAGAGAGAGAGAGAGAGAGGGAGAUUGUUUAUCCUCGGCUUCUCUUGGCCAAAUCCAUGCUUUAAAUGACGCCAUCUUCCUAUCUCUCCUCUCCAAAGACUACGCCACAGAGGAGAGCACAGAGAAAGUUUCUUCCGGUCUUCUCCUAUGGCAAGAAACCCUCCUCCAAAUGAACAGUUAGCAGAAGAAGACUACAUCGACAUGGACUUCAGCUCCGUCACCUUCUUCUGCGCUUCUCCUCCGCACCCGACAGAGUUCGAGUUCCAAAUGAGUGCCAACCCACAGCAGAGCGAGCCUGUGGCUUCCCCUGCAGAUGAGCUCUUCUUCCAAGGAAAGCUCCUUCCCCUCCACCAUCCCCCGCGGUUGCAUAUGGGGGAGGAGCUCGUCCACGAUCCGACUUUCUUCAUCCGUGAACGUGGCUCGGAUCAGACUGAGAAGAGUACUGCAGUCAUCAGAACUCGCAGUGUUGCCACCUCUACUCCAUAUCAGUCCUGCAACGCCUCGCCCGCCACUUCUUGCUACGUCAGUGGAGAGCUCGAGGCAGAUGACUGCUCCGAGGAGCUCAUCCAGUCACACCCGAAGAGAUCAUGGACCAGGAAGCUCAAGUUCAUAAAGGAAGCCACGCUUGGGCUGAAGCUGAAAGCUUCCAAAGCUUAUUUCAAGUCCUUCUUCACCAAAUCUCGAUGUUCGAAUGAGAAAUUUGCAGCCUCUAAAGACGAGCACUGCUCGCAUGCCUGCCAAAAGGAAGCAGAAAGGAGCAAAGAAGAAGAGAAGACGAAGGAAGCAGUAAUUGCAGGACACAGGAGGUCUUUUUCUGGUGCAAACCACUGGCAGUCAUCAGUUAAGUCCUCCGUUUCUUCUUCAUCAUGCACUUCCUCUAAAUCUUCAUCCUUUUCGAGUGUGAACUCCAAGGAAUCCUAUGGACAACCGACGCUGAAAAGGAGCAGCAGUGUCAACUCUGACAUAGAGAGCUCGAUCCAAGGAGCAAUUGCUUACUGUAAGAAGUCUCAUCAGAAGGACUCGGCCAGAAGAAGCACAAGUGAGAUUGGGUUCUGUUUGCUCUCUGUAUCUAAAAUUGCACCACAUAGUCAACAUGAGAAGCCAAGAAUUUGGGGAAGAGUGAUGUGAAUGAUGUCCACUAUAUCAAAAAGAACGAGAACGAUCGAAUUGCAGUGUGUUUACCUAUGUAUGCCAUGAUUCAAUCUAUGAACCUAAGCACUGUAUUCCUGAUGAAACUCGACACAAAGAAAUCUUUUAUUUUACUUGA
Messenger RNA from Musa acuminata AAA Group (dessert banana), 1391 nucleotides. RefSeq names its product probable membrane-associated kinase regulator 4. Gene Ontology annotation, molecular function: kinase inhibitor activity. Gene Ontology annotation, cellular component: plasma membrane. The record is from RefSeq and is a predicted model, not a curated record. The transcript has a single exon. The coding region runs from base 272 to 1252 and encodes 326 amino acids. Lineage: Eukaryota; Viridiplantae; Streptophyta; Magnoliopsida; Zingiberales; Musaceae.